Orycteropus afer afer is the source of this 4065-nucleotide messenger RNA. It is a transcript of the gene NID2, whose product is annotated as nidogen 2. NCBI's taxonomy places the organism in Eukaryota, Metazoa, Chordata, Mammalia, Tubulidentata, Orycteropodidae. Bases 1 to 4065 code for a protein of 1354 amino acids. The transcript is spliced from 21 exons. Gene Ontology annotation, cellular component: basement membrane. Gene Ontology annotation, biological process: cell-matrix adhesion. The record is from RefSeq and is a predicted model, not a curated record. Gene Ontology annotation, molecular function: calcium ion binding.
AUGCGGGGGGACCACGAGGACCGGUCGGCCGAGCGGCGGGCGCUGCUAUUGCCGCUGCUGUGGCUGCUGCUGCUGCUGCUGUCCCGGGUCGAGGCGCUACAGCCAGGCGAGCUGUUUCCCUACGGGGAGUCCUGGGGGGACCAGCUUCUGCAAGAAGGCGACGACGAGAGCUCAGCCGCCGUGAGGCUGGCGAUUCCCCUGCGCUUCUACGGCGUCCAAUUCAGUGACCUCUACGUGGGCACCAAUGGCAUCAUCUCCACCCAGGACUUCCCCAGGGAGACCCAGUAUGUGGACGAUGAUUUCCCCACAGACUUCCCUGCCAUCGCCCCCUUCCUGGCCGACAUCGACACUAGUCACGGAAGGGGUAGGAUCCUGUACCGAGAGGAUACCUCCCCAGUGGUGCUGGGUCUGGCUGCCCGCUAUGUGCGCGCCGGCUUCCCGCGCUCCGCCUCGAACUUCUCUCCCACCCACGCCUUCCUGGCGACCUGGGAGCAGGUGGGAGCCUACGAAGAGGUCAUAGGAGGGGCGCCGCCCUCGGGGGAGCUAAAUACUUUCCAGGCAGUUUUGGUAUCUGAUGAGUCUGAUACCUACGCCCUCUUUCUUUAUCCUGCUAAUGGCCUUCAGUUCUUUGGAACCCGCCCCAAAGAGUCUUACAACGUCCAACUGGAGCUUCCAGCCCGGGUGGGCUUCUGCCGAGGGGAGGCCGAUGAUCUGAAGAGAGAAGGACCAUAUUUCAGCUUGACCAGAACUGAGCAGUCUGUAAAAAACCUCUAUCAACUAAGCAACCUGGGGAUUCCUGGAGUGUGGGCUUUCCAUAUCGGCAGUACCUCCCCAUUGGACAAUGUCCGGCCAGCAACAGUUGGAGGGGAACUUUCCAAAGCCCACUCUUCAGCUUCUCUGGAACAUUCCUUCAACCAUGCUGCAGCCCUGGAAAGUGACUAUACCGAAGACAAUCUGGAUUAUUAUGAUGAGAAUGAAGAGGAUGUUGAAUACCCCCCAAGUGAACCAGAGGAGACAGAGAAUGGCCAUGGCUCUGUGGAUGUUUCCUUCCACUCAAAAGUUGAUUCAAGAACUUCAGGAGAAUCUGCCACCUCGUAUCCUCAAACUAAAGAGGGGAUAUCCCUGUGGAAGACAGAUACUCCAAAUUUAAAUGGCCAAGUUGAGCCUUUUGAACAGACAGAGACCAGAAGCCCAACUACACCAGAGAAAGACAGAGAUUCACUGGAUCCUUCUCGGGAAGCCUCACUACCCAACCUUGAAAAUGAACAUGUCCAGCCCUACCCAGAUGAAGGGGCAGUGCCUUCAGAAAUGGAUGUUCCUCCCGCUCACCCUGGAGGAGUUCUUCCACAUUAUCCCUUGCCAGAUCACACUGCACCUCGGAGUGGCAGGAGGUAUGUUGUAGGAGUGGAAGACAACAUUGGUUCCAACACUGAGGUCUUCACAUACAAUGCUGCCAACAAGGAAACCUGCGAACAAAACCACAGACAGUGUUCGCAGCAUGCCUUCUGCACUGACUACAGCACCGGCUUCUGCUGCCACUGCCAGUCCAGGUUUUAUGGAAAUGGGAAGCACUGCCUGCCAGAAGGGGCACCUCAUCGAGUCAAUGGGAAAGUGAGUGGCCACCUUCACGUGGGCCACACACCCGUGCACUUCACCAACAUGGACCUGCACGCUUACAUCGUGGGCAAUGACGGCAGAGCCUACACGGCCAUCAGCCAGAUCCCACAGCCUGCAGCUCAGGCCCUUCUUCCCCUUACACCCAUUGGAGGCCUGUUUGGCUGGCUCUUCGCUUUAGAAAAACCAGGCUCGGAGAAUGGAUUCAGCAUCACUGGUGCUACCUUUACCCAUGACAUGGAAGUUACUUUCUACCCAGGAGAAGAGAGGGUUCGUAUCACUCAGACUGCCGAGGGACUUGACCCAGAGAACUAUCUGAGCAUUAAGACCAGCAUUCAAGGCCAGGUGCCUCACAUCCCAGGAAAUUUCACAGCCCACAUAGCUCCCUAUAAAGAGCUUUACCACUACUCUGACUCAGUCGUGACCUCCACAAGUUCCAGAGACUAUUCUCUCAUAUUUGGUGCCAUCAACCAAACACGUUCCUACCACAUCCACCAAAACAUCACGUACCAGACCUGCAGGCAUGCCCCCAGACACCAGGCCAUCUCCACCACGCAGCAGCUGAAUGUGGACCGGGUCUUUGCCUUGUACAAUGAUGAAGAAGGAGUGCUUCGAUUUGCUGUGACCAAUCAAGUUGGCCCUGUUGAAGGAGAUUCAGACCCUGCUCCAGUGAAUCCUUGCUAUGACGGCAGCCACACAUGUGACACAACAGCACAAUGUCAUCCAGGGGCAAAUGUAGCCUACACCUGUGAGUGUGCACCUGGAUACCAGGGAGAUGGACGGAGUUGCGUAGAUGUAAAUGAAUGUGCAACCGGCCUCCAUCGCUGUCGCCCCAACUCUGUGUGUAUCAACUUGAAGGGCAGCUACAAGUGUGAAUGCCGGAGUGGUUAUGAGUUUGCAGAUGACCGGCAUACUUGCGUCUAUGUUGAUGAAUGCGUGGAAAAUAGAUGUCACCCUGCAGCUACCUGCUACAACACCCCCGGUUCCUUCUCCUGCCAUUGUCAACCUGGAUAUCACGGGGAUGGAUUUCAGUGCACACCUGACUCCACCUCAGGACUGAAACCCUGUGAAUACCAGCAGCGCUAUGCCCAGGCACAGCCAGCCUAUCCUGCGUCCCCACUCCACAUCCCCCAGUGCGAUGAGCAGGGCAACUUCCUGCCCCUGCAGUGUCAUGGCAGCACAGGCUUUUGCUGGUGCGUGGACCAAGGUGGCCAUGAAGUCCCUGGUACCCAGACUCCCCCGGGCUCCACCCCACCUCACUGCAGAGCCCCAGAGCCCACCCAGAGGCCCUGGACUGUCUGUGAGCGCUGGAGGGAAAGCCUGCUGGAGCAUUAUGGUGGCACGGCCCGUGAUGACCAGUACGUGCCCCAGUGUGAUGAUCUGGGCCAGUUCGUCCCCCUGCAGUGCCAUGGGAAGAGUGACUUCUGCUGGUGUGUGGAUAAAGAUGGCAGAGAGGUGGAGGGCACCCGCUCCCAGCCAGGCAUCACCCCUGCAUGUAUACCCACGGUUGCUCCACCCACGGUCCUGCCGACUCCCCACUCUGAUGUGACCCCUCCCUCCGUGGGCACUUUCCUGCUGUAUGCCCAGGGCCAGCAAAUUGGCCACUUGCCCCUCAACGGGACCAGGCUUCAGAAGGACUCUGCCAAGACCUUGCUGUCACUGCAUGGCUCCAUAGUCGUAGGAAUUGACUAUGACUGCCGGGAGAGAAUGGUGUACUGGACAGAUGUUGCUGGACGAACAAUCAGCCGUGCCAGUCUGGAGCCAGGAGCAGAGCCCGAGACGAUCAUCAACACAGGUCUGAUAAGCCCCGAAGGGCUUUCCAUCGACCACUUCCGCAGAACCAUGUACUGGACGGACAGUGGCCUGGACAAGAUAGAGAGUGCCAAGCUGGACGGCUCUGAGCGCAGGGUCCUCUUCCACACAGAUCUGGUGAAUCCUCGAGCCAUCGCUGUGGAUCCAAUCCGAGGCAAUUUGUACUGGACAGACUGGAAUCGAGAAGCUCCUAAAAUUGAAACAUCUUCUUUGAAUGGAGAAAACAGAAGAAUUUUGGUGAAUAAAGACAUUGGGCUACCCAAUGGUUUAACCUUUGACCCCUUCUCCAAACAGCUCUGCUGGGCAGAUGCAGGAACCAAAAAACUGGAGUGUACACUACCUGAUGGAACUGGACGGCGUGUCAUUCAAAACAACCUCAACUACCCCUUCAGCAUCGUUAGCUAUGCAGAUCACUUCUAUCACACAGACUGGAGGAGGGAUGGUGUUAUAUCAGUAAAUAAGGACAGUGGCCAGUUUACUGAUGAGUACCUCCCAGAGCAGCGAUCACAUCUCUAUGGGAUAACUGCAGUCUACCCCUACUGCCCAGCAGGUCAAAUUCAUUCAACUAAGAACCAAUUAGAGUAUAUUAAGACUCUAAAAGUGAUUUUUGUUAUGGAUUCUUUCUGGCUAAGAGAUUAA